UGAUGAACAUCUGAAUUCACUCAGAGCAGCUUUUCCUUCAUGAAGAGACACAUUUUUGAGGCUGAAAAUGAGAGCGCUGGUAAUCCUUCUGACCAUAAGCGUCCUUCAGAUUUCACAAUGUGUUGUGCGGGUUUCGGACAGCGGGUACAGUUUCUCCCUGGAGGCAGUGAAGACCCUGAAAAGGCUUAUGGAGUUUGACACCAGCACAAACCCGUCACAAACCUACGGCAAUGCAGAGUCCCUGUGUGCCGACCCUGACCUGCCACGAGACUUCAGAGAGCUGUGUGGAAAACACAACAUCAAUCAAGUCUUCCAAAACCUGGUGAGAAUCAUCAGUCCUAUAGACCCCUGUGAGAUCUGUGCCAACGUGGCCUGCACCGGCUGUUAAUCCUGCACACGGCGACCUCCAGUUCAGGACUAUAUCAGUGCUGUCAAACAUGCACCAUCACUAGACACAACAUAUUAUAAGUGAAUUUGUACAACAGAGAGAAACAUAUAUUGAAGUGAGCUUGAUCAAAUGUUUGGGCUGCAUGGUACAAAUCAUUUAAGAUUAACAGAUACUGCCACCUAGUGAAUCUAUUAUGUGUGUUACAGAGAGAUCUUUUUAGGACAAAUAUUUUAGGGUAGGAUUAACCCUGUAAGUCAUCAUUACACUGUAACAAGUACACUGUAAUAUAAUGUAACCCAAUUGAAAGUUGUUGCAUUGUAUAUUUUGUUACAAUACACUGUUAAAAAUGCUUGGCUACAUGUAUAUGCAUAACUACAAACAUCUGAACACUAACCCUGCAGUAGUAACAUGUUGUUACUGUAUCAUAACAUGGUAAUUACACUGCAACAAACAAAUUUUAUAAUAAUAUAACCUCUUCAUUUUAUAGUGUCCUUGUAACACUGUACAUCUACUUAUUAUUAUGAGUAAACAAAAACUCUCUACAAUGCUGUAAUUACAGCCGUUGCACUUUAAUAAGCACAUGGUAAAACAAUGAGACGCUUUAUUUAAACUUCUAUCAUACAGUUAUAACAAGCAUACUAGAAAAUUGCAUAACACACACAUCACACAUGCUUACACUAAUAACAAUACAUUUGUGCAUAAUUAAUUGCAUCUAACCCUAAUAUGAUACAUGUUGUAACAUAAUACAGUAAUGCAGUGCAAACACUAUAGCAAAGACAUAAAGUGUAUCCCAUUUUACUUUACAAUAUAAUUUAAUAUUAUGAUUUUACUUUGUUACAUGUUACUUGUACUUACUGCAGUAUAUUAUUUUCAAAGUUCUAAGGGGUAGAAUUUUGUGUAGUGUAAUGUAUAUUAUCCAGGUUAUGAAAUGAAGAAAAUAUUCUGUGGUCUGGAAAUGAUUUUAAUUAAAUGAUUUUGUCUAUGUUA
Molecule: messenger RNA, 1375 nt
Organism: Danio aesculapii
Lineage: Eukaryota; Metazoa; Chordata; Actinopteri; Cypriniformes; Danionidae
Product: guanylin
Exons: 3
Coding region: 68-388 (106 amino acids)
Cellular component (GO): extracellular region
Molecular function (GO): guanylate cyclase activator activity
Source: RefSeq, a predicted model, not a curated record